AUGUCAAUCACGUCAAAUUUUAGAAAAAUAAGUCGUGUCGUGUGUUCAACCUAAUCAAUGUUAUAAAAAAUUGUUUUAAGUACAUAACUUAAACACUGGUUGUUAAUAUUAAUAUGGUAGGUCAAGAGAGUGAAAUUGAAAAUGGAAAGGUGACAGCGGUAGAAAAUUCUGAUAAGAAAAAUGAGAAGGCACCCAUCCUCCUCAACUUAGAAAUAUUUCGGAUAACAAGAGACAGUCAGCAGCAGCAUGGUCUCCGACAUGCUGAUUAUCAGAGAUAUCGUGGCUAUUGUUCGCGCCGCAUAAGAAGACUGCGAAAAGUACUCAAAAUACCACAGGGAGACAGACGCCAUUACCGUCGUCGUGAUGUCACAACUACCCACCUUACGGCCAACAAUGCCGAGAAUAGAUUGCUGUACAUACCGCUGCUGCAAGCCGAGAGGGCAUGGGCUCAUGCCAUGCAACUGCGUCAGGAAGCUAAUACCGAACCAAGAAAAAAGUUUCAUCUUGUGUCUCGACUGAAGAAAGCAUGUGCACAUGGGCAGAUGCUUUUGCAGCUUUGUGAGGAAAGCGGCAGGUGCGAAGCGCGUACGGUGCUAGAGGCGGGCGCGUACGCUUCUUGGCUGCGGGGCGUGUUGCUGCUAGAGUUGCAACAAUGGCGCGAGGCAGCGGACUCAUUGCAGCGGGCCAGGAUCGUACUCGAACAACUCUGUACAGCCUUGCCGGCGGACGAACGGAUUGUUUACGAUCAGAAGCUAGAGGAGUUGAAGCCGAGUCUUCGUUAUUGCGCUUACAACAUCGGUGACGAGUCCGCCGCCGGAGACCUUAUGGCCAUGCGCGGUCAAGGACUCAUGCACAACCUUGAUGCUCUGAUGGCACAGGCUAAAGAGUCGCGUUCUGGCAUUAUGCACGAAGUAGAGUGGCGGGGCCGUCGCGUCACUGUCAAACCGGAAAAGGUUCGACUUUUCCUUAUUGCUCUACAGGAUCUGGACAAAUCCGUGUCCAAGGCGGAAACGGCUCAAGCCAAGAUCGACAUUCUCGAGAACAUCCUGAUGGACUGCAAGGAUGCAAUUUCCGCAAUCAAGGACGAGAUAAAAACCGAUCCGAAACUGAAAUCCGCACCCGAGAUCCAAGCCUCCAGCGUCGGCUACCUGCUCUCGUAUUUGAUGUACGUGCGACUUGUACGCACUAUCGAGCGAAACAAUUUGCUCGUCGAACAAGCUGAAGAAGCGCGCAAGAACAACAUCCAGAUCGACGGAAAGAAAGUCCGGCCUCAAGACUUGACCAGGCUCUACGAGAUCAUUCUGCAGAAUUACAAUGACCUGCAACAGUUGCCGGGCUUUGAGAACGACGCAGUUUAUCAAAAGGAAAUCGAUACGCAGAUGAAGGCGUAUCGCGCGUUCCGUUGCUAUUACAUCGCUCAAGUGCUCACCGGACUGAGGCGCUUCAGGGAGGCCUUGGCGAUGCUUGAAAGAUGCAACACGUAUACCGUUGAAUCGCUCAUAAGUAAACUGGACAAUCAACAACUAAAAGACAAGUUGCAAGUCUUGAAGAAGGACAUAGAAAGCUGCAAAUUCGAAGUCCACGCUGAUUCUGUGCUCGAGGAUGAUGAAGAAGACGAAGAGAGUAAAUACGCUUCGAGCGGCAAAUCUUACAAAGACAAGAAGCCUCUGGUGGAGCGUUUGGACGAUUAUCGAGAAGAUUCCCAGGUGCUUACGAAGAACCCAAAUAUUUAUAGAAUGCCUCCCCCAAUGGAAGCGAUUCCUUGUAAGCCACUGUUCUUUGAUUUGGCCUGCAAUUUCGUUGAGUUCCCGAAUUUGGAUGAUAAAACGGGCGCUACAGAUGGCAAGAAGCAAGGUGCAGGACUCACUGGACUCGUUAAAGGAUUUUUGGGUUGGGGAAAAAGCGAUAAAUAGAGAUUCAAUAGAUUAUAUACAUUUUCAUAUCUACUUCAAUAUAAAUGGAAUCCAAUAUUAA
Molecule: messenger RNA, 1974 nt
Organism: Bombyx mandarina (wild silkworm)
Lineage: Eukaryota; Metazoa; Arthropoda; Insecta; Lepidoptera; Bombycidae
Gene: Srp68
Product: signal recognition particle 68
Biological process (GO): SRP-dependent cotranslational protein targeting to membrane
Cellular component (GO): signal recognition particle, endoplasmic reticulum targeting
Molecular function (GO): signal recognition particle binding; 7S RNA binding; endoplasmic reticulum signal sequence receptor activity
Source: RefSeq, a predicted model, not a curated record